This is a messenger RNA of Dipodomys ordii (Ord's kangaroo rat), 3420 nucleotides long. RefSeq names its product interferon induced with helicase C domain 1 (gene Ifih1). The transcript has 16 exons. Gene Ontology annotation, cellular component: cytoplasm. The coding region runs from base 236 to 3292 and encodes 1018 amino acids. NCBI's taxonomy places the organism in Eukaryota, Metazoa, Chordata, Mammalia, Rodentia, Heteromyidae. Gene Ontology annotation, biological process: response to virus; innate immune response; positive regulation of interferon-beta production. Gene Ontology annotation, molecular function: single-stranded RNA binding; zinc ion binding; double-stranded RNA binding. The record is from RefSeq and is a predicted model, not a curated record.
CACAGAGGGUACAGACGCAAAGCUCGGGCUGAGCCCAAGAAAAGGCGCAGGUCCCUCAAACCUGCCUGGCUGCGUCUCAGCGUGAAGGAGCUCUCCUGCGCCCACCUGGCGGCCCUGCAGGCAUCCGACUGUUAGGCUCAGUGCUGGAGAUUCUGAAACUCCCAGGCCAAAGAACUGGCACACCUGUUGACGCCGUGGUUGAGAGAACCCUCUGCCUUUUCCCUGACAAGGAAAGAUGUCAAAUGGGCACUCCUCCGACAAGAGUUUUCGCUAUCUCAUCUCGUGCUUCAGGGCCAGAGUGAAAAUGUACAUCCAGGUGGAGCCUGUGCUGGACUACCUGACCUUUCUGAGCGGAGAAGUCAAAGAGCAAAUUCUGAGGACAGCUGCCACCCAUGGAAACACCCCUGCGGCCGAACUGCUUCUCAACACGUUGGAGAAGGAGGCCUGGCCCCUGGGCUGGACUCAGGAGUUUGUGGAAGCCCUCAGGAGAGCAGGCAACCGCCUAGCUGCCCGCUAUAUGAACCCUGAGCUCACCGACUUACCCUCCCCAUCCUUGGAGACUGCUCAUGAUGAAUGUCUGCAGUUGCUGAACCUUCUUCAGCCCACCUUGGUGGACCGGCUCCUGGUUAGAGAUGUCUUGGAUCAGUGUGUGGAACAGGAGCUGUUGACAACUGAAGACAGAAAUCGGAUUUCUGCUGCAGAAAAUAAUGGAAAUGAAUCUGGUGUAAGAGAGUUACUAAGGAGGAUUGUACAGAAAGAAAACUGGUUUUCUGCUUUUCUGAACAUCCUUCACCAAACUGGAAACAAUGAGCUUGUCCGAGAGUUAACAGGUGUUGUUUGCUCAGAAAAAGAUGCAGAGAGUGGGCAGUUGUCACAUGAUGAAGGUCCUGAAAUAAAUGAGCCCCUUCCUUCAGCUUCAGAUAAGCCAAAUGGAGAAGGGCAGCGCAGCCUGGAGAAUAGUGCAUUGGAGUCAUCCUUGGCAGUCUCUUCUGAGGUUUCAGAAUCAGACACAAGUUUGGCAGAAGGAAGUGUCAGCUGCUUAGAUGAAAGUCUUGGACAUAACAGCAACAUGGGCAGUGAUUCAGGCACCAUGGGAAGUGAUUCAGAUGAAGAGAAGGUGGCAGAAAGAGCCUCCCCUGAGCCAGAACUACAGCUUAGGCCUUACCAAAUGGAAGUUGCCAAACCAGCCUUGGAAGGAAAGAAUAUAAUUAUCUGCCUGCCUACAGGAAGUGGGAAAACUAGAGUGGCUGUUUACAUUGCCAAGGACCACUUGGACAAAAAGAAGCAAGCAUCGGAACUUGGGAAAGUUAUAGUACUGGUCAAUAAGGUAAUACUGGUAGAACAGCUCUUUGACAAAGAGUUCAAACCAUUUUUGAAGAAAUGGUAUAAUAUUAUGAAAUUAAGUGGUGAUACUCAACUGAAAAUAUCAUUUCCAGAAGUUGUCAAAACCUAUGAUGUCAUUAUCAGUACAGCUCAAAUCCUUGAAAACUCCCUCGUAAACUUGGAAAACGGAGAAGAUGCUGGUGUCCAGUUGUCAGACUUUUCCCUCAUUAUCAUUGAUGAAUGUCAUCACACCAACAAAGAAGCUGUCUACAACAACAUCAUGAGGCGUUAUUUGAAACAGAAGUUAAAAAACAAUAGCCUCAAGAAGGAAAACAAACCAGUAGUUCCCCUGCCUCAGAUCCUAGGACUCACAGCUUCUCCUGGCGUUGGAGGGGCCAAAAAUCAAGCAGAAGCUGAAAAACACAUUUUGAAAAUAUGUGCCAAUCUUGAUGCAUUUACCAUUCAAACAGUAAAAGAUAAUCUUGACCAACUCAAAUGUCAAGUAAAGGAGCCAUGCAAGAAGUUUUCAAUUGCAGAUGACACAAGGGAAUAUCCAUUUAAAGAAAAACUUCUAGAAAUAAUGACAAGGAUUCAAACCUACUGCCAAUUGAAUCCAAUGUCAGAGUUUGGAACUCAGACUUAUGAGCAAUGGGCCAUUCAAAUGGAGAAAAAAGCUGCUAAAGAAGGCAAUCGCAAAGAUCGGGUCUGUGCAGAACACUUGAGGAAGUACAAUGAAGCCCUCCAAAUUAAUGACACAAUCCGAAUGAUUGAUGCCUAUAAACACCUUGAGUCUUUCUACACUGAUGAGAAAGAAAAGAAGAUUGCAGCUGCAGAAGAAGACAAUGAUGAAAGUGAGAAUGAUGACAAACAGGAGGGCAAUUUAAAGAAACCUUUGAAACUCGAUGCCACCGACAUAUUUCUCAUCAAUUUAUUCUUUGAAAACAAGAACAUGUUGAAAACAUUGGCUGAAGACCCAAAAUAUGAAAAUGAAAAACUCACCAAGUUAAGAAAUACUAUAUUGGAACAAUAUACUAAAACUGCUGAAUCCAUUCGGGGAAUAAUUUUCACAAAAACAAGACAAAGUACAUAUGCUCUUUCCCAAUGGAUUGCUGAAAAUGAAAAAUUUGCAGAAGUGGGAGUUAAAGCCCACCAUCUGACUGGAGCUGGACAUAGCAGUGAGUUCAAGCCUAUGACACAGAAUGAACAAAAAGAAGUCAUUAGGAAAUUUCGCACUGGAAAAAUAAAUCUGCUUAUCGCUACCACAGUAGCAGAAGAAGGUCUGGACAUCAAAGAAUGUAAUGUCAUUAUCCGUUAUGGUCUCGUCACGAAUGAAAUAGCCAUGGUCCAGGCCCGUGGUCGAGCCAGAGCUGAGGAGAGCACCUACAUAUUGGUUGCUCACAGUGGUUCUGGAGUGGUUGAACGUGAGACCGUUAAUGAUUUCAGAGAGAAGAUGAUGUAUAAAGCUAUUCACUGUGUUCAAAACAUGAAACCAGAAGAGUAUGCACAUAAGAUUUUGGAAUUACAGGUGCAAAGCAUAUUGGAAAAGAAAAUGAAAAUUAAGAGAAGUAUUGCCAAACAGUACAAAGACAAUCCAUCAUUAAUUACUUUUCUCUGCAAAAACUGUAGUGUGCUAGCCUGCUCGGGGGAAAAUAUCCAUGUAAUUGAGAAAAUGCAUCACGUCAAUAUGACACCAGAAUUCAAGGAACUCUACAUUGUAAGAGAAAACAAAGCACUUCAAAUGAAAUUUGCUGACUACCAAACAAAUGGAGAGAUUAUCUGCAAAUGUGGCCAAGCUUGGGGAACAAUGAUGGUACACAGAGGCUUGGAUUUGCCAUGUCUUAAAAUAAGGAAUUUUGUUGUUUUUUUCAAAAAUAAUUCAUCAAAGAAACAAUACAAGAAGUGGGUAGAAUUACCUAUCGCAUUUCCUGAUCUUGAUUAUUCAGAGUAUUUGUUCAGUGUUGAGGAUUAGUAUUUGAUUUAAUUUAAUAUUAAAAUAUCAACAUUUUAACAUUUAAUAUGAUUCUGAUCAGUGUUUUCAUACUAUUGAACUGUGAAAAUUAAUAUAACUACUAUUUAAUAAAACUGUUUUGCAUUUUA